GGCCUCAGGCCAUGGCGUUUCGUCUCGUGAGGUCAUUGGCGGCGUCACGGCCAUCGUUGUUUUCCAUGGGAAUUUGUAAGUCGGCGUCCGAUAUCGCUUCCCCGGCGAUCGACGGUCGCGAGUUUUCUAAUUUCGGUCGGGCUUUCGCCUUUUAUUCGUCUUCGUCCUCUUGGUGGUCGUCUCCAGAUGAUUUGACGGCGGGAUCGAAGAGACGCGAGAAGAAGACUACAGACCGUUUCUCAGCCGUGAUUGACGCAGUCCAUGACCGGAAACUCCCACCGGAGCUACGUGGGCGGCGCGAUAUUGUAAGGUCAGAGACUGACAUCAUCAACGUGGUCGAGCAGAGGAUAUGGCAUUCAAUGGAAGAAGGCCAUUUUGAGAACUUACCCGGUAAAGGCAAACCUUUGAACCUUCACACAAACCCUCACGCAGACCCAGCGGAGGAUACGUUGUAUAGGAUUCUUAACAAGAAUGGGUUUGCUCCUGAAUGGGUGGAGCUCAACAAAGACAUAAGAAGCAAAGCAAAAGAAUGGAGAGCUUCACUGAAGAAAGCAUGGACUACGAAACUCGAGGAAGACCAAUCGGGUUGGGAAGAGAGAUCAGAGUUGCUGAAAACACAACUGAAACAAAUCAACAACAUGGCAAAUCCUCUUGUUUUUAGGUACAACCUGAUCGUUCCUUUUGGCCGUCAAAUGUUUGGAUUGAAGUGGGAGAAAGAGAUUGAUCGCUUGAAAGAA
This is a messenger RNA of Thlaspi arvense, 737 nucleotides long. The record is from the annotation of a GenBank genome assembly. NCBI's taxonomy places the organism in Eukaryota, Viridiplantae, Streptophyta, Magnoliopsida, Brassicales, Brassicaceae.